AUGACUUUCAAGCGUAGGAAUGGAGGACGUAACAAGCAUGGCCGUGGCCACGUGAAAUUCAUCCGAUGCUCCAACUGUGGAAAAUGCUGUCCCAAGGAUAAGUCAAUCAAGAGAUUUCUUGUGAGGAACAUUGUUGAACAGGCUGCUGUUAGAGAUGUUCAGGAAGCUUGUGUCUAUGACCAAUACACUCUUCCUAAGCUGUAUGUGAAGAUGCAGUACUGUGUUUCAUGUGCUAUUCAUUCUCAUGUUGUGAGGGUUAGAUCUCGCACUGAUAGGAGGAAGCGUGACCCUCCUCAGCGUUUCAUCAGGCGCAGGGAUGAUGCACCAAGGCCUGGUCAGCCUGGUCAAGCGCCUCGCCCUGCCGUAGCCGGAGGAGCUCCUGUCCGCACUUAA
Messenger RNA from Lathyrus sativus (Indian pea), 393 nucleotides. Lineage: Eukaryota; Viridiplantae; Streptophyta; Magnoliopsida; Fabales; Fabaceae. The record is from the annotation of a GenBank genome assembly.